AUGCCGGACCAAACACUCACGGGAAAGGUAGCCAUAGUCACCGGGUCUAGCACCGGGAUAGGCGCCGCUAUUGCGCAGGAACUCUCAUCCCGGGGCGCGAGCAUCGUCAUCAACUACCCUUUCGCCGACAUCAAGCCGGAUGCAGAAAAAGUGCUAGCGUCGCUCGCGACACCGUCCACAUCCAUCACUGUAGAGGCAGACAUCAGCACGGAAACCGGACCGCAGGUGCUGGUGGACGCGGCCGUGGCGAGGUACGGCAGCGUCGAUAUCCUGGUCAACAACGCGGCAUUAGCCGUGAACAAGCCGCUGCCGGAGCAGACCCUGGACGACUGGAACCGACUCGUUAACCUCAACGGGCGGGGUACGUUUUUGCUCACGCAAGCGGUGCUUCCACACCUCCCAAAGCUAGACGGCGCGAGCGGCAGCGGUGGCGGGCGCAUCGUGAACAUUUGCUCCAUCUCGGCGCGCGCGGCGCCGCCGUUGCAAACCAUUUACGCAGGGACCAAGGGCAUGGUGGACAGCUUUACGCGGGUGUGGGCCAAGGAGCUGCCGCCGCAGUACGGGUGCACGGUCAACGCGGUGAGCCCGGGGCCGACGAUGACGGAAGGGUUCGCGGCGGCGGGCGAGGAGUUUAUGGCGGCGAUGAAGCCCGUGAUGGAUCAGACGCCCGUGGGCCAGAGGGUGGCGAAGCCGGAGGAGAUUGCGUUUGCGGUGGGCUUCCUCUGCGAGCCGAGGGCGAGCUGGAUCAAUGGACUGCAUCUUGUGGCGAGUGGGGGUUUACAUAUCGACUGA
Molecule: messenger RNA, 792 nt
Organism: Parascedosporium putredinis
Lineage: Eukaryota; Fungi; Ascomycota; Sordariomycetes; Microascales; Microascaceae
Source: the annotation of a GenBank genome assembly